CCAAUAAAGAUGACUACCAAAACAAAUUGUAAAAAUACGAUUUCUUCUUUAUGAUGAUUACAAGUAACUAGUCACCAAUCUCAUGCAAAUUUCCCCUUUAAAUACACAUGCAAUCCUCCUUUUCCCUUCAUCGAUCGAAUCACCAACUCCCUAACCACAAACCCAACUCUCUCUUCUCUCUCAUUUAUCAUUCUCUUACUUUAAAAAAACCAUGGCCUCCAAGAAUUCUCUGAUCCCGAGACUUAUCCUCUUUAGGCUUUUGGUAACCCUUUUCACGUACGCUCUAGUGAAAUCAGAACUCUUGGGAUGUCCAAUGCCACCGGAACUCACAGAUAGGCUUCAUGUCGAUCCUGCAGCCGUAGAAUCAACCUCCACCGAUUAUGGUAACAUAGUCCGCAACAAACCAGCAGCUGUUCUUUAUCCAUUAUCCGUGCAAGAUAUAUCCUGUCUCAUUGAAGCCUCCUUCACUUGUUCAACGCCUUUUGGAAUAUCCGCCAGAGGCAAUGGCCAUAGUACUCAUGGACAGGACUUGGUUAAUAAUGGGGUGGUGGUGGACAUGAAGGCUUUAAGAGAAAAGAAGAAAGGGAAUGGGAUUUUUAUCUCUAAAAGACCUUUGUUUGCUGAUGUUGGAGGUGAGCAGCUAUGGAUUGAUGUGCUAAAUGCAACAGUGAAACGAGGAGUUGCACCUGUUUCAUGGACUGAUUAUUUGGAGCUAACCGUUGGUGGGACUCUUUCUAAUGCUGGAAUUAGUGGACAAACUUUUCGAUUUGGUCCUCAGAUUAGAAACGUUUAUGAAUUGGAUGUUGUUACUGGAAAAGGAGAGCUCGUGACCUGCUCCGCAAAUAAGAAUUCUGAGCUGUUCUAUGGAGUCUUGGGCGGCUUAGGGCAAUUUGGGAUUAUAACCAGGGCAAGGAUUGCCUUAGCCCCCGCCUCCAAAAGGGUUCUGUGGGCGCAAAUACUUUACAGCAAUUUCUCAGGUUUUACCAGAGACCAAGAAAAUUUUAUUGCAAGGCAUGGAAGAAAAACAGGCAAUGGAAUGAGUUACUUGGAAGGUGGAGUUAUAUUGGACAAUGGUACUCCUAAUGCUUGGAGAACCUUCUUUUUCCCAGAAUCGUUUCUCCCAAGAAUUUCAUCCCUAGUAAAGAAACAUGGCAUCAUCUACAGUCUAGAAUUUGCCCUCAGCUAUGAUGGUGUCACCAAGAAAAUUUUUGAGCAGGAGAUGAAUCAGUUUAUCAAAGGGCUUGGCUCCAAGCCUGAAGUUAUUUACCAAAAAGAUGUCUCCUUGGUAGAAUUCUUAACCAGGGUCCAAAUCCAAGUUCAGAAGAAUGAAACCCAUCCAUGGCUAAAUCUCUUCAUACCAAAAUCUGGGAUCUCAAUCUUCAAUUCAGGAGUUUUCAGGGACAUUGUUCUUAAACGAAACAUUACUACAGGACCUGUCCUUUUCUAUCCCAUGUUCCGACACAAAUGGGAUGAUAGAAUGUCCGCAGCCAUUCCAGAUGAAGAUAUUUUCUACGCAGUAGGACUUCUAUAUACAAGUGGGAUUAAUGGUUGGCAGGUCUACGAGGAUCAGAACAAAGCAAUAUUAGGGUUCUGUGAGAAAGCUGGUAUCGUCGUUAAGCAGUAUCUUCCCAAUCAUGCAACUAAAGAAGAGUGGACUAAACAUUUUGGCUCGAAAUGGACAAAUUUUAUGGAAAAGAAAGCUAGGUUUGAUCCGAAAAACAUCUUGUCGCCUGGACAGAGAAUUUUCAACAAUAAUUAAUUAGCUUUUAUGUAAAAUCUUCUUUACAUAAUUACUUCUGGUCUACAAAUAAAUACUUUUUUUUUAUUAUUUUCUUUUGUGAAUCAUCAUU
Molecule: messenger RNA, 1850 nt
Organism: Manihot esculenta (cassava)
Lineage: Eukaryota; Viridiplantae; Streptophyta; Magnoliopsida; Malpighiales; Euphorbiaceae
Product: cytokinin dehydrogenase 3
Exons: 5
Coding region: 212-1759 (515 amino acids)
Biological process (GO): cytokinin metabolic process
Molecular function (GO): FAD binding; cytokinin dehydrogenase activity
Source: RefSeq, a predicted model, not a curated record